Aspergillus clavatus NRRL 1 is the source of this 1524-nucleotide messenger RNA. RefSeq names its product cytochrome P450. Bases 1 to 1524 code for a protein of 507 amino acids. Gene Ontology annotation, molecular function: oxidoreductase activity, acting on paired donors, with incorporation or reduction of molecular oxygen, reduced flavin or flavoprotein as one donor, and incorporation of one atom of oxygen; heme binding; iron ion binding. The transcript has 2 exons. NCBI's taxonomy places the organism in Eukaryota, Fungi, Ascomycota, Eurotiomycetes, Eurotiales, Aspergillaceae. The record is from RefSeq and is a predicted model, not a curated record.
AUGGCCUCGCAUCGCUUCAGCCUCCUCCUCGUCGCCGUCCUCCUCGCCGUCUACAUCCUCUCCGUCCUCCACCGCAAAUGGACCCAGUAUCGCUUCGCCCGCGCCCACGGCUGCCAGCCCCCCGUGCGUCUUCCGCUCAAGGACCCGUUCUUCGGCCUCGAUCUCAUGCUACAGGCCAUCCGCAACAGCCGCGAGCACAAAUCCCUCGAGCGCACCGUCCGCCGCUUCGACACGUACGGCAACACCAUCGCCACCCGGCGCUUCGCCACCCGCAUGAUCUUCACCCGUGAGCCCCAGAACGUCAAGACCGUCCUCUCCCUGCGCUUCCGCGACUACGGCCUCGGCCGCCGCAUUAACACCUUCGGCCCCUUGCUCGGCCAUGGCAUCUUCACCACCGACGGCGACCACUGGGCCCAGUCGCGCGCCAUGAUCCGCCCCAACUUCGUCCGUGAGCAGGUCGCCGACCUGCACGUCUUCGAGUCCCUCCUCGUCGACUUCCUCGCCCUCAUCCCCGCCGACGCCGCCACCGUCGACCUCCAGGACCUCUUCUUCAGCUACACCAUCGACUCCGCCACCGAGUUCCUCUUCGGCCACAGCGUGCAGAGCCUCAAGAAGCGUCGCGCCGGCGGCCGCGACGCCGGCAGCGAGGACGACUUCGCCGCCGCCUUCAACUGCGCCCAGCAGGCCAUCGUCAACGGCAACCGCCUCGGCCCGCUACGCUUCCUCUUCCCCGACCGUCGCGCCGAGGCCGCCCGCCGCGUCUGCCACGCGCUCGUCGAGCAGUUCGUCGACAAAGCGCUGGCCGUGCGCGCCACCCCCGACGAGGAGAAAGCCCAGCCCCCCGCAGCCGAGAAGAAACGCUAUGUCUUCCUCGACGGCCUGGCGCAGCAGACCGGCGACCGCCGCCGCAUCCGCGACGAGCUCAUGAACGUGCUUCUCGCCGGCCGCGACACCACCGCCUCGCUGCUGAGUAACCUCUUCUUCAUGCUGGCCAAGCAUCCGCGCGUCUGGGCCCGCCUGCGCGCCGAGAUCGCAACCCUGGACGGCCGCCCGCCCACCUACGAGCAGCUGCGCGCCCUGACCUAUGUCAAAUACUGCCUCAAUGAAUCUCUGCGCAUCCACCCCGUCGUCCCCGGAAACGCCCGCUUCGCCAACACCGACACCGUCCUCCCCCUCGGCGGCGGCCCGGACGGCCAGGCCCCCGUCUUCGUCGCCAAGGGCACCGUCGUCGUCUACAGCCCGUUUGCCAUGCACCGCCGGGAGGAAUUCUACGGCCCGGACGCGGAGGAGUUUCGCCCGGAGCGCUGGGCGGAUCUCCGCCCCGGCUGGGAGUACCUGCCCUUCAACGGUGGCCCGCGCAUCUGCGUGGGGCAACAGUAUGCGCUGACGGAGGCUGGAUAUGUGACCGUGCGCCUGGCGCAGCGGUUCUCUGUGCUGGAGAGUCGGGAUCCCGGCCCGUGGGAGGAGAGCUUGGCCUUGACGCUGUCGUCGAGGAAUGGGGUGAAAGUGAGUCUGAGGGAGUAG